Messenger RNA from Penaeus chinensis, 2324 nucleotides. RefSeq names its product basic salivary proline-rich protein 1-like. The coding region runs from base 670 to 2304 and encodes 544 amino acids. The record is from RefSeq and is a predicted model, not a curated record. The transcript has 3 exons. NCBI's taxonomy places the organism in Eukaryota, Metazoa, Arthropoda, Malacostraca, Decapoda, Penaeidae.
CGUUCUUGUGCGGAGGGCGUCGGACUCCUGACGAAGUGGACGACAUCUGCUUGCCGCGUUUCCUGGACCCCCUGCUCUUCACGGGGGGCAGUCCGGGAAGCCUAGACCCAGGGACCAUCAACACCCUCCUUCACCUCACCAACCUGUCCGACGCCAUCCCCCAGGCGGACACGGGGCCUUCCUACCUGGACUACAACAACCCCAUCCACGUCCCCAGCGCCCCGGGUCUCGUGGCGCUCGCCUCCGUCAUAGAGGAGACCACGUCCACCUCCUCCACGUCUACAGGCUGCGUCUACUUCGACUGCCCUCCCCACGGCCGCCGUUUCCGCUGGCGGAGAGGGUGUUGCGACCGUGGCGCCUACGGUCUCGCAGGCCGUGCGAAGCAACCAGAGCGAACAGCUGUUGUCCUCGUCCAACAUCCACACCGUGACGGGUGACACCCCCACCAUCUAUGCCGGGUCAGCUGGUCACACUGACGACAACAAGCAGCAGCAAACCGGACUGUUCAGCGGCAUCAAGCUGCCCACUUUGCCCAACCUGAUCGAGUCCAUCAGCAACCUCAACUUGCCUCAACUCGGCCUCAACGUCAACUGGGGAAACAUUCCUGUUAUCGGGCGCCAAGACACAGGCUUUUUGGGCAAGUCGGGAAUCCUGGGCGCGGGCAAGCCGAUGAAGGGCCCGGACAUCAGUGAUCCCAUCUGGGUGGAUGGGCCGUCUAGCCCCCAUCCUCUGUUCCCGAACCCUCCCUCGCCUCCGCCGCCGAAGGAUGUGCCUCCUCCCUUAAUCCCCGACAAGAAUCCUUCGCGAGGGCCGCAUCCUGUGUCUGGCCCUGGUGCGUCCUUUGUCUUCCCAACGAGUCAGGGAGAGCGUUUGCGUCCCGGCGUCCCUGGCUUAGUCGUCCCCGUGACUCGACCCUCGAACAUCUGGGCUGUAAGACCUCAGCCCGGGGGUCAGCCCGGAGAUCAGCCCGGAGGUCAGCCCGGACGCCAGCCCGGACGCCAGCCCGGACGCCAGCCUGGACGUCCUAAGCCGGGGAGUGCCCAAGGCCCCGGCUCAGGCCAGCAGAAAAGGCCGAAUCAGGUGAGCUUCAGGCCUGGCAACCCCGUCCUGCCGUCCAUCACAUACGUUGGCCCUGGACCAAAUUCAGGGACACCUUUCCUGCCCGGACUUUCCAUCAAGCAACAGGGUCGUCCACUCCCUGGGAGGCCCAGCACCCAGAACCAGGGACCUGGUCGUGUCCCCCUGACCCCGCCCCCUGUCUCCUCAGGGUCUUCCCCACCGGGGCAGGCCACAGGGACCACGUGGCCAGGGAAUCUCUGGUCGCAGCCUGAGGUCAUAAAUCCUGACUCCGGGGUGUCCCUCUACCAGCCCAGGGAGCCCUUCCAGCCCUACCAGCCCCAUGACCCCAAUCACCCCAUCACGGUCGUCGACGCGCCCAACAUGUCGUCCAACAAGGGGGGGUCUCCAGCUGGCAUGCCCACAUCACCCCUCAUGCCCAUGGGUCCUCCAGUCCACACGUCACCAUCGCCUCCAGACAUGUCGCCUUCUGAGACGCAGAUGGUGGCAGACGGAGGAUAUCGCGGUCCAGACGCCGAGGACCAAAUGUCUAGAAGGCCGCAGACAGGCUUUCCUCCACAAGAAAAUGAAUCCAGACUGCCUGACGCCCUUCCUCCAUUCUCAGAUAGUUCCGGAAGAGGGAAAGACAGUCAGGGAAUGGCAGAGAGUCACGAUGGCUUUGAAAUACCAGUCAGUCAACAGAAUCACGAAAUAUCAGUGAUUCAUGAGGGCCAACAAAUACCAUUCAGUCAUCAUGGCCAACAUGCACCGGAGAUUCAUGAAAGUCAACAAAUCCCUGCCAGUCACCAAGGACACACAAAACCAAGCAACGACCAUGGCCAACGAAUGCCAGCCAAUCAUAUUGACCAACAAAUACCAUUCAGUCAUGAUGGUCAAAAGCCAACUAGUAAUCAUGGGCAGCAGAACCCAGGCAGUCCCCAAGGCCAACAAACGCCAUUGGAUAAUGAAGGUCAGCAUACAUCACCCCAACAAAACCCGGGAAAUCGCAACGAACAGGACAGAAUACCAGAGGAAAAGCUAAACUCCCCUGUGGCGCCCACACAGCCAGCAGAAACUCGGCCAAGACCCGUGAGACCGACCGACAGCUUGCCAAGCUCUCAGGGACCAGUUCCUCCUAAGGAAUCACUGAACGACCUCAUCAACCUUCUGUACGCAGCUGAGGCCGAAGUUCAACAACAGAUGCAGGGACGCUUUAUUCACAACGCCCUCCAUCAACACGCCAGAUGAAAUUCUACCGGUCAACCCAU